Messenger RNA from Macrosiphum euphorbiae (potato aphid), 210 nucleotides. Lineage: Eukaryota; Metazoa; Arthropoda; Insecta; Hemiptera; Aphididae. The record is from the annotation of a GenBank genome assembly.
AUGCCUUUUGUUCUAGGAAAAUACUUUUAUUCUAGUUAUUCUGGAAGUGGAGGUGAUUUUAGAUUAGAAAAUAAAUGUUAUGGUCAUGAUCCAAUGACCGUUUAUAUUGGUCUUUUAGCACAAGCAUUCGCAUCAUAUAAAACUAGAAACGAAAUUAAAUUGAAGAGUAUACUGAAAGAAUUCCAAUUAAAGAACCUACCUAUAGACUAA